This is a messenger RNA of Diorhabda carinulata, 954 nucleotides long. It is a transcript of the gene Hus1-like, whose product is annotated as checkpoint protein HUS1. The transcript has 6 exons. Lineage: Eukaryota; Metazoa; Arthropoda; Insecta; Coleoptera; Chrysomelidae. The record is from RefSeq and is a predicted model, not a curated record. The coding region runs from base 70 to 933 and encodes 287 amino acids. Gene Ontology annotation, biological process: nucleotide-excision repair; mitotic intra-S DNA damage checkpoint signaling; meiotic DNA integrity checkpoint signaling. Gene Ontology annotation, cellular component: nucleolus; site of double-strand break; checkpoint clamp complex.
GUUUUAAUUUAUGAUACAUUUAUUUUAAAUUAUAUUAAAUUCUAAAUUAUAAACAUUUGUAUAAUUAAAAUGAAAUUUAGAGCAGUUAUUACAGAUACAGCGGCAAUGAGAGAUUUUAUGAAUAUAUCUUUAAUAUUAUCAAAAUUCUCUAAAGAAUGUGUAAUGAGAAUAUCAACGAGGAAAGUGUAUUUUAUUAUCUCAGAAGAAGAAUCUGGUCCUCGAAGACCGCUAGUAUGGUGUGAACUACCUGUUAACUUUUACUUUGAAGAAUAUAGUGUUACCGGAGUUAAUGAACAAUACAAUGAAAUUUAUUUGGAAUUUUCAACAGCCUUACUUGCAAGAUCAUUAUCAGUUUUAAAACAAACUGUAAAAUCUUUUAAAAUUAAACUAACUCAUAAACAAUCGCCUUGUCUUACUUUGGAUAUGGAUAUGGUGGCAGAUGAGUUAUCGAGUCAAGUUGUUCAUGAUAUACCCGUGGAAGUUAUUUCUAGAAAGCAUUGGGGGGAUUAUGAAGAACCGAGGUUUAAUGAUUUUCACGUUACAAUUUGUAUGCCGAGUAUAAAAGCCUUAAAAAACAUCGUUGAACGAUUGAGAAAUAUGAGCCAUAGUUUAAUAGUAAGCGCUAACCAAAAUGGUAGGUUAACGUUUCAAAUUAAAACAAAUAUAGUGAAUAUAGCAGCGCAUUUUACGGAUUUGAGCGUACAGAGUUUUGCUGUUGGUCAAAUUUCUUCUAAUAACGAUGAUGAAGACGAUGAUUCUCAGUUGAUUUCUUCGACUAUCGAUAUUAAGAAAUUUCUAAUGUUUUUAUCAGGUUUACAAAUAAGUAAUUGUAGGACGUUGUGUAGUAUAGUACAUGGUCAAAUGGUGAAACUUUUCAUGGAACAACCGGGGGCGCUUUCAAUUCAAAUAUUUUUAACUGAAAUGAGUGUGUAAUUACUAAAAAAACAAAAUAAA